GAAAUGCAACCCCGCUUAUGAGAAGGAUCUAUACAACCCAAAUUUUCUCGAUACUUAAGGUCUUUGUCAGUCAGUAGCUAUAUCAUCGGAAAAAUGACGAAUAUGGGUUUCCCAUCUAUCGAAGAAGUGUCCAAAAGCCCAGCAUUCCCCACAGCGAUCUGGAAGCUCGAACCGCACCAAAGCGGCUUUUUGCCAGUUGCCGCGGGUCGAGGCGGGCCCCUGAACAUCAGCUGGGAGGUUCACGGCGAUGGACCCAUGAAGCUCAUUCUCAUCGGUGGAAUUGGUCUCGUGAAAGCAGACUGGCAGCCGCAGACCAAGUACUUUGGCCACGAGCGAGGGGACCGGUACUCCGUGCUCGUGUUCGACAACCGCGGCGCAGGCGCCUCGGACAAGCCGGUCAUGCGGUAUAGCACGUCGGAGAUGGCGCGCGAUUUGCUCGAGGUCUUGGAUCACCUUGGCUGGACCGCGGAGCGCCAGCUUCAUAUAUCUGGAGGCAGCAUGGGCGGCAUGAUCGCGCAGGAGGUCGCCGUGAUAGCACCCCAGCGGAUCGCCAGCCUAAACCUGCACUGCACCGCCGCCAAGCUGGACACCAGCGGGUCAUCGCUCACAGACAUGACGAGUCGUCUCGGGGCCUUAUUCCCCCGAAGCCUCGAGACCGAGAUCCGCUCCACAGCAGACGGCUGCUUCCCGCACGCAUGGCUCGAGGCCGCAGACGAGGCCUCAGUGCCGGACUCGACCACACCAAAAUGCGAGGUGCCGCCCGGCGGGUACAAGCAGUUCGCAAGCAACUACGCGCGGUUCGCGGCGCAGGAGAUCCAGCUGCAGCGGAGCAAGGCCGGGUUUGCGCUGCAGGCGGUCGCCGGCGGGUUUCACUCGAAGACGCCCGAGCAGCUGCGGGAGCUGGCGGAUCGGGUUGGCAGGCACAGGAUCAUGGUGCUCCAUGGGACGGCGGACAAGAUGAUCUCGGUUGAGCUGGGGAGGAAGCUGAUACAGUAUCUAGAGCCGGGGAAGUCGUUGGUCGUGGAGGGGUUAGGGCACGCGCCGAUAUACCAGAUGACGGGGUUUUUUAAUGGGUUGUUGGAUGAGAGAUGUACCGAGUGUGAAAAUGAAAGCUAGGUGGGCGUUAGGUAGGUAGCGAGUUGGGCUUGUAUUCAGGGUAUAUACCCAGGUAGGUAUUUACAGGAUGUCAUAUAUGGAAGUUUGGACACUAUUCUGGUUUGCACACUCUUUGAAGCCAAGAUCAGUUCACUAUCCAUGCUACUUGG
This is a messenger RNA of Hypoxylon fragiforme, 1265 nucleotides long. Its product is annotated as alpha/beta-hydrolase. The record is from RefSeq and is a predicted model, not a curated record. Bases 94 to 1116 code for a protein of 340 amino acids. NCBI's taxonomy places the organism in Eukaryota, Fungi, Ascomycota, Sordariomycetes, Xylariales, Hypoxylaceae. The transcript has 3 exons.